Gongylonema pulchrum is the source of this 180-nucleotide messenger RNA. NCBI's taxonomy places the organism in Eukaryota, Metazoa, Nematoda, Chromadorea, Rhabditida, Gongylonematidae. The record is from the annotation of a GenBank genome assembly.
UUGGUGCAGAAAAGACAGCCAUGGUACUAUCGUGGAAAGCUAGCCGGAAUGCAAACGCUCUACGAUGGCCUAACGUUCCUGACUGUCCUUGGCGGUGGACAUAUGGCAGCAGAGUGGCGCCGACCGCAAAUGCAAUUUGCCGUUAAAAGAUUCCUGUCGAAGGAAGGAAUUUCUGACUGA